AUGAGCGAUCCAAAUGGCGUCGACAAAAGUGUUAGUGGCUCUCAUACUGCCUUAAAGAAUUCCGAGAAGGAGUAUAAGAUCGAUGAGGUGAUGGACUUUCUCAAAUUUAGCGUCAAGUCCAGCACCACUUUCAGAGGAACGAUUUUGUUUAUGUUUAAGGAUAUGAAUGAUGUUGAACCCAAGACUACAUACGCAGUGGAAAUUAACGAGAUGCAGAAAGUAGCUACUCGUAAAAACGUUAAAGUUUGCGAAGAACGUCCUACAUGCAAAGUGACUAUUUCAAUGGACGAUUUUUUAUGGAUAUAUUCGGGCAAAGCGAACAGUGCUGAUCUGGCACGACUGUUCUAUGCUGGUCGUGUUGUUAUCACUGGCUAUGCCUUUCGAACGGUAUCAAAGUUUGCUCAAAGCUUCGAUUUCUCGUCCGAAAAAUGGCGCAAUUUUUACGCCUUGCGAAAAGCGCAGGAUGAGAAAAAUUACACGAGUCGGUCGCCUAGCGCAUUGGAAGAUGUGAGAAAUGUUGGCUCACCCUCAAGAGAUUACUGGUAUUUCCAUGCGAAAUCGAUUUUGGACUGUUUUCAUAUCACUAAAGUGCAGCGUAUACUCUGGGAGACCUCGCUUGCCAGUCUUUUCGGAGAGAAGGUUGUUUUGGCAAGCGUUCGUCACGCGUCUUUAAGAGACAAUAAAAAUGCAUCAAGUAUAUUUAACAUUAUUGCUCGUGUUGUCGGAAACUCUGGUCCUGUGUCGGCGGACUUGAAGCGUCGGGCGACUGCUGUUAUGACGCCUAAUAAUCUUUAUAAAGAGCGAGAAUUGCGCACUGAACUAGAGAGAAUUUUGUACCAGUCUAGUUCAUCGGCUACUAUCGUCAAGUCUUUCGCGGUUGUUAAUCUCAAACAAACUGCCUCUUCCAUGUUUGACUUUAUAAGUAAAGAUUACAUUAAGACUGUGAAGCUCAGUGCCAAGGAACGCCAGCGGCGUCGGCAUCACCGCAAUCGUGUGGAUCUUGGGGAUGCCGGCAUGGCGCAGCUUGACAAAUUGGUCAAGGUGAUUGGUAAGGGUGGACACUCAAAUUUAAAACGAGACAACCGCUCAAAAUACGUACCUGCUCCCGAGUUGCUUCUGCGCGAAUUUCGCGUAAAUGUUACUGUUCUUAUGGACAAAUUGAAAGAAAAGGCUUCUGGACACAAGGCUUUGCAUGAAAUUCCUGCGCCUGAGAUGAGCUGGUUAGUUCGCAAUGGACACUCAGGCAGCAUGGUGAUUGCAGACAGUAGUAGUCACGAUAGAAAGAGCGAUAUAGAAUCCGCUUUGUUGUCAGCUUCUCCAACUUUGUCGCACUUGCCGCAAAGAAUUACUGUGGAAGUGAAUCGUGCAAAGAUAGCUCGCAGCCGGAGGCGCUUUGAGGGUCCCAAGCAGCGAAUCAAAGCAAAGUUUGCGUCAUUUUCACGCGAUCUGCUUAACGAGACAAACCCAGUUGUGUCGCACCUCGACGAGCACCUUGUCUUUUCCGACUAUCUUUAA
Messenger RNA from Plasmopara halstedii, 1515 nucleotides. RefSeq lists its product as uncharacterized. Lineage: Eukaryota; Oomycota; Peronosporomycetes; Peronosporales; Peronosporaceae. The record is from RefSeq and is a predicted model, not a curated record. The transcript has a single exon. Bases 1 to 1515 code for a protein of 504 amino acids.